GUUGGCUGCGCUGCCAGAGAAGCCCCCAGCCAUCGACUGGGCUUUCUACAAAGCUCAUGUUGCCAAGGCUGGAAUGGUGGAUGAGUUCCAGAAGAAGUUCAGUGCACUGAAGGUUCCAGAGCCAGUGGAUACACAAACUGCCAAGAUUGAUGCCCAGGAGAAGGAAGCUGCCAAGAGCACUGCUGAGUACAUCGAGGCUUCCAAGGCGCGCAUCGCGCAGUACGAGCAGGAGCUCCAGAAGCUCCAGAACAUGAUUCCCUUUGAACAGAUGACCUUUGAAGACUUGAGUGAUGCCUUCCCUGAAACCAAACUGGACAAGCAGAAAUAUCCAUACUGGCCCCACAAGCCAAUUGCUGAUCUGUAAACUGGGAGCAGUUCAGGGAGCAGUUUAAUGACUGUCAGACUCCAUGAUCUUAUAAAUAAAGAGCUUUCUCUGUCUGUGGCUUAGAUCUUCAACAUAAAUUCUGAGUAAUACAGACGUGGAACAAUACAGUAACUUGCAAACAUUC
Messenger RNA from Zonotrichia albicollis (white-throated sparrow), 509 nucleotides. NCBI's taxonomy places the organism in Eukaryota, Metazoa, Chordata, Aves, Passeriformes, Passerellidae. The record is from RefSeq and is a predicted model, not a curated record.